AUGGCUGCUGCUAUCGCAAGUGGGCUGAUCAGACAGAAGAGACAGGCACGGGAGCAGCAUUUAGAUCGGCCCUCGACCAACCGACGGAGGAAGAGCCCCAGCAAGAACAAGGGGCUCUGCAAUGGGAACCUCGUCGACAUCUUCUCUAAAGUGCGCAUCUUCGGCCUCAGGAAGCGGAGACUACGGAGACAAGAUCCCCAGCUCAAGGGUAUAGUGACCAGGUUAUAUUGCAGGCAGGGAUACUACUUGCAAAUGAACCCCGAUGGCUCUCUUGAUGGGACCAAGGAUGACAGCAGUAAUUCUUCUUUAUUCAACCUUAUUCCUGUGGGCCUCAGAGUUGUCGCCAUUCAGUCCGUGAAGACAGGGUUAUACAUCGCCAUGAACGGGGAGGGCCAUCUGUACACAUCACUCUCAUCGAGGCUGAUCGGCCUGGCCGUGAGCCUGCUGCGCUACGCUUUACCAUGCCGUGUAACCAUGCCGACAGGAUUGGGCCGGGGUCCAGGAAGACAGUCGGCUCUGGAAGCUGUCAGCAGCAGCUCCGCUUGA
This is a messenger RNA of Micropterus dolomieu (smallmouth bass), 546 nucleotides long. Its product is annotated as fibroblast growth factor 14-like. The transcript is spliced from 4 exons. The record is from RefSeq and is a predicted model, not a curated record. NCBI's taxonomy places the organism in Eukaryota, Metazoa, Chordata, Actinopteri, Centrarchiformes, Centrarchidae. Gene Ontology annotation, molecular function: fibroblast growth factor receptor binding; growth factor activity. Bases 1 to 546 code for a protein of 181 amino acids. Gene Ontology annotation, biological process: positive regulation of protein phosphorylation; regulation of cell migration; fibroblast growth factor receptor signaling pathway. Gene Ontology annotation, cellular component: cytoplasm.